Messenger RNA from Cannabis sativa, 1138 nucleotides. RefSeq lists its product as uncharacterized. The record is from RefSeq and is a predicted model, not a curated record. NCBI's taxonomy places the organism in Eukaryota, Viridiplantae, Streptophyta, Magnoliopsida, Rosales, Cannabaceae. The transcript is spliced from 2 exons. The coding region runs from base 365 to 1138 and encodes 257 amino acids.
AAUGGGAAAUUUCACUAUUUGCCCUUAAUAAUAUACCUCAUAUCAAAAUUUAUACCCUUCCUUAAUUUGUACAAAUUUAGUCCAUUAAUUACAUGAACUUCCCAUUUUACCCUUUUUUUUUUAAAAAAAAAAUAAAAUACCUAAAAUCUGAAAUGAUGUUUCUCUCUCUUCCCUCUUCCCUCUCUCUCGUGCACCACUCUCUCUCUCUAGAAAAAAACUGAAAAAUUUAUCAAAAAAUUUCCCCCUAUCCGUCCCACUCUCUUGUCACUCUCUUUAUUUGCUGUUGAAUGGUUGUUUUCUCGGUGGGUGUUGGUGGAAAACCGAAGCACAACUCAAUAUCACUCAAGAAUCUUACACCAUUAUAAUGGGAGACAAAGUGUUCCUUGUUGUAUCGUACGAUGGUGUUUGGUUAUGUGAGAAUUAUAAUUGGAUCUACAAAGCAAAUAGCAGCUUGACGUUGACAGUUACAACCGAGACAACCCUACAAGAACUGCGACAAAUUUUAUAUGAAGAGUUGGAAGUUGAUCCGGUAGCGUAUGAUUUAAAGUUGGAGAUUUGUUCCUUGUACAUGAAGGGAAAAAUGGUUGCGCCAGAGGUUAUUAAGAGAGAACGCCAACUGAGAACGUUUUUAGAGAUGAGGGCAACAAUGUCAAAUACAGAGUUUAUGCCAUUAUUCGUGACCAAGGUGAGAAAAGUUGGGAAUUCGGAGCCUACGCCGCCUACUAAUCCUCUCCCUCGGAGUGUGGUAGGGUCUUGCGUUCCCGAAACAGAUGUUGGGAUUGGUGUGAAUGAGGAGGUUCCAGCCAAUUUAGAGGUUCCGACCAAUUUUGAUGUUCCGACCAAUGUAGGGCAAGAACAAGAAGCGACAGGAUUUCAUCAGUUUGAAGAGUUCGAUACACCCUUCUACAAUAACGAUCCUAUUGUAGAUUUGAAUAUGGACGAUGAGCAUGAUUUAGCAGUCGAUGAACCCGUAGCGGGACCAUUGUUGAGGUUAGAGUGUGUACCGAGUAACCAAGGUACACAGCGAGAACGACAACCUCGUAGUGAAAAUCGCACUACACCCGGAACUAGCGGUAGUCGACUGUGCGGGCGAAGAACAUGCUCGUCAUGCAACGUUCUCAACGUUCUCCUCUUUUGA